CACUUCCGCCCCCUCCGCCUGCCAUUGGAACUAGCUGCGCUGGGCAAGUCGCGGCCGCCGAGCAGCCGGCGCUCCUGUCCUCCUCCUCCUCGCCUCCUCUUCCUCUCGCCUUUCCUCUUCUUCCGUGGCCGACGCCGCCCCGAGGCCUCGCGACCGCCGAGGCCGCAGCCCGCGCCGCGGCCGACAUGAGCUUCUUGUUUGGUAGUCGCUCUUCUAAAACUUUUAAACCAAAGAAGAACAUUCCUGAAGGUUCUCACCAGUAUGAACUCCUAAAACAUGCAGAAGCCACACUUGGCAGCGGCAACCUCCGGAUGGCCGUGAUGCUUCCUGAGGGGGAAGAUCUGAAUGAGUGGGUUGCAGUUAACACUGUGGAUUUCUUCAAUCAGAUCAACAUGCUUUAUGGAACCAUCACAGACUUCUGUACAGAAGAGAGUUGUCCAGUGAUGUCAGCCGGCCCAAAAUAUGAGUAUCACUGGGCAGAUGGGACAAACAUAAAGAAGCCUAUUAAGUGCUCUGCACCAAAGUAUAUUGAUUACCUGAUGACUUGGGUUCAGGACCAGUUGGAUGAUGAGACGUUAUUUCCAUCAAAAAUUGGUGUACCGUUUCCGAAGAAUUUCAUGUCUGUGGCAAAAACUAUACUCAAACGCCUCUUUAGGGUUUAUGCCCACAUUUAUCAUCAGCAUUUUGACCCUGUGAUCCAGCUUCAGGAGGAAGCACAUCUCAAUACAUCUUUCAAGCACUUUAUUUUUUUUGUCCAGGAAUUCAACCUUAUUGAUAGAAGAGAACUUGCACCACUCCAAGAACUGAUUGAAAAACUCACCUCAAAGGACAGAUAAAAGGAUGCAGAGCUGUGCAAGUUCCUCAAAUGAAGCAGUGUGGAGUAUAUUUGGGUUUUCAUUGUAUUUUGUUUUUAUCUGGAUUAUUUUUGUCUUAGGUUUGGGAGGCUUGUUUGGGUUUCUUUUUCUUUAUUCCGAAUACAUGAAACCAUAUUCUGUUGUCAGAGAAAGCCUAGAACCAUUAUCUAUACAUUUGAUUGGGGUAAAUUUUGAC
Messenger RNA from Propithecus coquereli (Coquerel's sifaka), 1050 nucleotides. RefSeq names its product MOB kinase activator 1B (gene MOB1B). Gene Ontology annotation, biological process: hippo signaling; positive regulation of protein phosphorylation. The transcript has 6 exons. The record is from RefSeq and is a predicted model, not a curated record. Gene Ontology annotation, cellular component: nucleus; cytoplasm. Gene Ontology annotation, molecular function: protein kinase activator activity. Lineage: Eukaryota; Metazoa; Chordata; Mammalia; Primates; Indriidae. Bases 186 to 836 code for a protein of 216 amino acids.